Molecule: messenger RNA, 3081 nt
Organism: Sphenostylis stenocarpa
Lineage: Eukaryota; Viridiplantae; Streptophyta; Magnoliopsida; Fabales; Fabaceae
Source: the annotation of a GenBank genome assembly
AUGAGGUGUACUCGAAUUGAAGGCGAGUUAUUGAGCUCAAUGCGAGCAGAGUUGGCAUCUUUGUCAUCUCAACCUUCCGUCCCCGCACGAGCGGCAUCCCCGAUUCAUGUCGGCACAAAGGAGAGUUGUGAUGCUCCCGAUAGAGGGGCAGAGGUUGCUCCUACCGACACCUGCCGACCGUCGGCUGUAUGUUGCGGGUCCUCCCGAGCAUUUGGUGGCAUACGGAAGAGGCUGAAAAAGCAAAGGAAGUUGUGCAUGAAUCACCACCACCACCAUCUCGCUUACGACGACUCGGUGCAACUGGCAGCGACUAUCGGGACCACUCCCAUACGGUUAGAUAUGCCACCCGAAGUCGUAUGCGGGACCAAGACGAUCCCUUUUUUCUUACUCCAAAGGGAUAUUUUUGAUCUUCUCGCUGAUACUCGAUAUGUUAUGUGUAUCGGUGUUGCGGCUUUGGGAAUUAGGAAGAUCCGCUAUCUCUAUGGAUUUGUUGACCCUGUUGCCAUUCGAUCAGUUGGGAAUAAAGUCGAAGAGGUGCAAACGUACUUAAUAGAGGCAUUUCAAAAUGGGGGCAAAGAAGUCUACUUAGCACCUUACUUGCAUCGAGCUUUGGAAGCUCACCUAAGGUUGCAAGGUCUUCCAUCUCAUGCUAGAAAGAAGUUGACGUAUAUUGCACCAAAGCUUCGUUGCUCUCGCAUUGCACCUCCCUUCAAAAUCUCAAAAAACCACUCUCUCUCGAUCACCGGGAGAACCGAACCGAACUCCUCCGCCGCCUCUCUCGCCGUCGCGCCCUCCGGUCACAUCCUCCUCGUUUCAACCUCUGCCGGAAUCCGCCAAUUAGGUUGUGAUCAACCUCUCACAGGUUCGUUACUUCUUAUCCAAUUCCUCUCUCGCCUUCCUCCUCAUUCGGUUUCUCUUUCCAAUUCCGCUCUGCUUGCUUUAUAUUUGCAUGCAUGCUUUGAUCCUCUUCAAACAGCUCUUAAAUUAGGGUUUUCACCUUCGGAGAAGCCGCAGUUUCCCGGGAGGACCACAACGGAAGGUUUCUUUCUGUCUGGGGAACUGGAGUGGAGGCCUAAUAAUUCGUAUGCGUUGGGGGCUCGGGGGGCUCGGAACAGAGGAAGGGAUAUUCCCAAUGUCUUCCAAGAAUCUUUGCGAAUCUCUCCCUCUCUGUUCCCACCGGCUUCAAAAUCUCAAAGACCAGAUCGUUCGAAGAUGUUGAAAGCCCUUUCCCUACCUUUCCGGAUUGCCUCUCCACCUCUCUCUGUUUUCACAGUUGCUUCUGCCAUUUCUGGGCAGCCCAAAUUCUCCAAUGGAUAUGGCCGCCGAAAAUCUGACAGAGAAGGGGCAAUUAAAUCUGAGAAUAAAAUCCUGUCAGGCAAAUUAAAUGCCAGUAGAUUGGCAAAUACAGGUGCAGUGACUGGCAGUAAAGGUGCCAGUUACGAGAGUCCUUCACACGAUCGAUUAGUAUAUAUAACAACAUGUCUUAUUGGGCACCAGGUGGAAGUCCAAGUGAAAAAUGGAUCCACAUAUUCUGGAAUCUUUCAUGCAACAAACACAGACAAAGACUUUGGAAUCAUUUUGAAAAUGGCCCGCAUAACAAAAGAUUGUUCUUCACGAGGACAGAAAUCUGGUGCAGAAUUUUUCAGCAAGCCCCCUUCCAAGAUUUUAAUUAUACCUGCCAAAGACCUUGUCCAAGUUACAGCACAGGAUGUUGCUAUUGCCAGGGAUGGUUUACCUAAUGAAUCUCAUAAUGAUAUGCAUCAGGAAAUCAUGGUUGAUUCAUUGAUAUCUCAAUCUCGUAACGUUGAUCUAGGGAGAGAAUUAAAACCCUGGGUACCUGAUGAAGAUGAUCCACAAUGCCCAGAACUGGAAAACAUAUUUGAUGGCCACUGGAAUAGGGGAUGGGAUCAGUUCGAAACAAAUGAGGCAUUGUUUGGUGUAAAGAGUACAUUCAAUGAGGAACUCUAUACAACAAAGCUUGAAAAAGGACCUCAGACAAGAGAAUUGGAAAAGCAAGCUUUAAGAAUAGCAAAAGAAAUUGAGGGUGAGGAAACCCAAGAUCUUCAUCUUGCGGAGGAAAGAGGCUUUCACUUGCAUGAAGACUUUGAUAUUGAUGAAGAAACUAGAUUCUCUUCUGUCUAUAGGGGUAAAGGUGCUGAUGACAGUGGAUUUGAAGAGGACGUAAUGUUUAAUAAGAGGCCUAGUGAAAUAAGUGGUGGCAAAGGAAAUGAUGGAGCUCGAACAUUGGCAAAUUCCUCCUCCAUGGAUCACACACAAUCAUCUCAGUCAAGUACCAGUGUGGAUUUAAGCCGAUAUGGUUCUCAUGAUCACGCUAAGCAGUUAGCAUCUGAACUCCCUUCUAAAAGUUCUGUAUCAGGGGAUGGGGAAAGCAGGAUUCUGGAGAACUCAAUUAGUAAUCAGCCUGGAGACAAUGACACGAAGGAAGAAAAUCUGAUUCAAACUGAGGAUGUUCAACUGUCAAAAUCUGAGGAUUCGCGGGGUCCACUCUACUUGAAGAAGGAUGGCUCUGAUAAAGGGUUAUUAUCGGCUAAUGCCAGCUCCUAUGCCCCUUCAUCUCAUUCUUCAUCAAAAACUCAUGAAAAGAUGGGAUCACAUGAAGAUUUGAUUGAGGGUUCAGCAUCUGGCAAGGUUAAUGAGGAAACAAAAUCUGCAGCAUCUUCUGGUCCUGCUUUAUCUCCAAGUUCAUCAGUUGGUUCACUGUCUUCUGAAAAAUCAACUCUGAAUCCCAAUGCAAAGGAAUUCAAGCUUAACCCUAAUGCGAAGAGUUUUAUUCCAUCGCCUGCUCGGCCUCCCGCUCCAGUGUCGGAUGGUUCUUACUAUUUUCCAACUACUGUAGCUACUGUACCAAGUAUGGCAGGCAUGCCCAUGGGUGUUGGAAUUGGACCUACUUUUGCUGGUCCACAACCUAUGAUGUAUAAUCCUCAGGUAGCGCAAAUGCCGUCUCAAGCUUAUUUUCAUCCGAAUGCACCACAGUAUGGACAGCUGCUUGGUCAUCCUAGGCAAGCUUUAUACAUGCCGAGUUACCUGCCUGAAAUGCCAUACAAGGGACGGGAUUAUUGA